This is a messenger RNA of Aureobasidium subglaciale EXF-2481, 1416 nucleotides long. RefSeq lists its product as uncharacterized. The coding region runs from base 1 to 1416 and encodes 471 amino acids. The transcript has a single exon. NCBI's taxonomy places the organism in Eukaryota, Fungi, Ascomycota, Dothideomycetes, Dothideales, Saccotheciaceae. Gene Ontology annotation, biological process: chromatin remodeling; box C/D snoRNP assembly; regulation of transcription by RNA polymerase II. Gene Ontology annotation, cellular component: R2TP complex; Ino80 complex; Swr1 complex. Gene Ontology annotation, molecular function: DNA helicase activity; ATP binding; ATP hydrolysis activity. The record is from RefSeq and is a predicted model, not a curated record.
AUGGCGGCGCAAAUCUCGACCAUUGCCGAAUCGAAAGAGGUGCGCGGCCUCAACCUCAUUGCCGCCCACUCCCAUGUUCGUGGUUUGGGUGUGCAGCCGGAUACUCUGGUCCCCAAGCCCGCCGCCGAAGGUCUGGUCGGCCAGCAAAAGGCCCGUAAGGCAGCUGCUGUCAUUCUCCAGAUGGCCCGCGAGGGCAAGAUCGCAGGCAGAGCUGUCCUGAUCGCCGGUCCUCCUUCUACUGGAAAGACGGCCAUCGCCAUUGGAAUGAGCAAGGGAUUGGGUGAGGAUGUCCCGUUCACCAUGCUCGCUAGCAGCGAGAUCUUUUCGCUCGAGAUGAGCAAGACCGAGGCACUGGAGCAGGCUUUCCGCAAGAGCAUAGGAGUUCGCAUCAAGGAAGAGUCGGAAGUCAUCGAGGGAGAGGUCGUCGAGAUCCAGAUCGAUCGCAGCGUCACGGGCGGCAACAAGCAGGGCAAGCUCACCAUCAAGACAACCGACAUGGAGACUCUGUACGACAUGGGCACAAAGAUGAUUGACAGCAUGACCAAGGAAAAGGUCCAGGCCGGCGACAUCAUCUCCAUCGACAAGGCUUCUGGUCGCAUUACCAAGCUCGGACGGUCAUACACACGCUCGCGCGAUUACGACGCAAUGGGUCCCGACACAAAGUUUGUUCAAUGCCCCGACGGCGAGCUUCAGGUGCGUCGCGAGGUCGUACACACCGUCUCUCUCCACGAAAUCGACGUCAUCAAUUCUCGAACCCAAGGCUUCCUCGCUCUGUUCAGCGGCGACACUGGCGAGAUCAGAUCAGAAGUUCGCGAGCAGAUCAACACAAAGGUUGCCGAGUGGAAGGAAGAGGGCAAGGCUGAGAUCGUGCCGGGUGUCCUGUUCAUCGACGAAGUUCACAUGCUCGACGCAGAGUGCUUCUCCUUCAUCAAUCGUGCUCUCGAGGACGAGUUGGCUCCCAUCGUCAUCAUGGCCAGCAACCGUGGCCAAACACGCAUCCGCGGUACCAGCCACGUUAGCCCACACGGCCUGCCACUGGACUUCUUGGAUCGUCUCGUCAUCAUCAGCACUCAAGCAUAUUCGCCCGACGAGAUCAGAGAGAUCCUGAGCAUCCGUGCACAAGAGGAGGAAGUAGACGUGUCAGCCGACGCUCUCGCUCUCCUCACAAAGAUUGGCCAGGAGACUGGUCUGAGAUACGCCAGCAACCUCAUUACUACCUCACACUUGUUGGCACAGAAGCGCAAGGCUAGGGAGAUUGAAGUCUCUGAUGUUCAAAGGAGCUUCGAGCUGUUCUACGACCCCAACCGUAGCAUGAAGUUCGUUUCCGAAUUCGAGAAGAGAUUCAUUGGCGACGAGGGUGGUGUCGAUCUGGGCGGCAUGAACGGCAACCCCGAUGCCAUGGAGAUCACUGCCUAG